Molecule: messenger RNA, 2736 nt
Organism: Perca fluviatilis (European perch)
Lineage: Eukaryota; Metazoa; Chordata; Actinopteri; Perciformes; Percidae
Product: inactive phospholipid phosphatase 7
Exons: 3
Coding region: 616-1488 (290 amino acids)
Cellular component (GO): nuclear envelope
Molecular function (GO): sphingosine-1-phosphate phosphatase activity
Source: RefSeq, a predicted model, not a curated record
GACAUCAUGAUAUGGUGCUCCUCUGUCCUGCCGCUGUCUGUUUAAGCACCUUGGAGAACUCCGCUCCACAGCACAGCGCACUGCAGAGGUUGAAUCGGGUUUGUGCGUAAACUACGUCAAAUCCCGGGAGUACUGAAUGCUGCACUAGCUGGGCUGCCUCGUCUUCACCCUUUGUUGGCGAUAUUGGCUGACGGUUAACUGUUUCAGGUUUUGCCUGCGUCGCCUUAUGCUAAAUCCCCCUCUCUUCGCUGCCAGGAUACCAGAGGUGUUAUCGAGACUGCAGGGCAGAAGGGAAGCCUUCGCUUGAUCGGGUUUCACUGGAUUGGCAGAGGCAAAUGCCAUUCAAUACACUCUCCCAGCGUGCAUGGGUAUAAACAGCAUGGCCAUCGCGCAUUCCAGUUGGUCUAAAUAUAUCUAUUAAGGCCACAGGAGGGGGAGGACUGUUGUAGGGGCUUUAUCCUGGGACGUUUCACUGUCGCUGUUGUGUAUAAUAGGGACGCUGGAGGGGAGGUUUUAAACCGCAGCUCACAUAACAGUCGCACCACUUGAAUUAUCUUCUGGAGACUGACAAUUGGUUAUUACACCCACAGAGGAGAACUUGGUCCUAUCCAAAACAUGCCCUCGAGUAACAGUGUGAGAUCCAGGGCGAGGGAGAGAAACAGCGUCCUGAGCAGACCUGAGUUCAUAUCCCUGAACCAGCCCCUUCGCGGCGGCGGCGCUGGCUGCCCCUCUGAGAACCGAGGCAGCGCCAGGCGACCGGGUCAAAUCAAGCACCAAACAAGCCAGCCGAGUGAAGAACCUACCGACAGUGGCAGCAAGGAUAGGAGAGAGCCCAUCAAAAUGCCAGAGGAAGACUGUAUGCUGCUGAACCCUUCAUUUAAGGGAAUAGCGAAAAACUCCCUCCUCGCCAUUGACAUCUGUCUGUCCAAGCGCAUGGGGGUGUGCGCCUAUACGUCGUCCUCCUGGGGAGGCUGCCGCUCCAUGGUCGCCCUUUUAGCGCUCACAGGGCACGGCAUCACUUGGAUCAUUGGCACUAUCGUGUGUCUCACAAGGAGUAACACUCUGGCUGGGCAAGAGGUCCUGGUCAACCUGCUGCUUGCCCUCAUUCUUGACGUCAUGACUGUGGCUGGAGUACAGAGACUGGUGAAGCGCAGAGGACCCUGGGAGAUGAUGCCAGGCUUCAUGGACUGCGUCGCCAUGGACAUCUACUCCUUCCCUGCUGCUCAUGCCAGCCGGGCCGCUAUGGUAUCCAAGUUCCUGCUGUCCCACCUGGUCCUGGCUGUGCCGCUCCGCAUCCUGUUGGUGCUUUGGGCCCUCCUGGUGGGCAUGUCCCGGGUGCUGCUGGGGAAACACCACCUAACUGAUAUGGUGUGUGGCUUUGCGCUAGGCAUGCUCCACUUUAGCUUGAUGGAAUCAGUGUGGCUCUCAUCAAGCACUUGUCAGACUCUUAUUUCCAUAAGCACGCUCAGCUGGAGCCCCUUUUUCUGAGCUUUUGAUAUAAGGCUAUGCUAGCACACAAAGCAUAUUUGAUACACUAACCUCGCAAUGUCAAGGAAUUAGGUCUGAUGAAGUUAUUUUUGAAAUGGUCUGAAGUUCUAUGUGAAUAGAGAAGCAUUCAUAUUUGGAAUCAGAUGCUGGCUUGCAAUUAACAACCACGACAGGCAGGUCACAAGACAUUACAAGACCUUCAUAAUGCAUAAUGCUCAAUUGCAUACUAAUAAUAUAAGGAAAAUUAAGACAAUUGAAAACUGACAAUGAUUUGGUGAAAAUGUACAUGAUUUUUUUUGUUUUUAUAUUUUUAAUUCUCAUGCUGUAUUGAAAGCUGGUACCAUUUAUCCAAACUGAACCACUUUCUAUUCAACAAAAUCUCUCCUGAGUCUGUGUGCUCCUUUCUCUUUGCCAUCUUCUGCUACCUCUUCCUCUUUUCUCCUUUUGUUUUUUUUAUAUUUGUGCUUUUAUUUUGAAAUAUUGAUAUACUUAACGUUGGACACUGAAUAGUGUGGUGUGAGGCUGUAAUAUUGGAUGUAACACUAAAAUAUAUAAAGUGAUUGUUGUAUGGAUAUUCCACACUGUUCCUGAUUGGCAUGAUGUUUGUAUAUUUCUGAUGGAAUUCUGUUCUUACUGAAUGUUGAUCAAAUAUGAACUUAUUUUAAUGCCACUCAAUUUAGCUGCUUGUGUAAAAGAAAUGUCACACAGAAUUUAAUAUUUUUUUUACAGGGUCAAAUAUAAUUUCCUUUCAACAUGCCAUUUAAUUUCUCUUUUUAUAGCAGAUAUUUCUCAUUUCAGACUGCUGCAGUCUGCACAUCAGCCUAACAGAUGCUUAUGGUUUGUCAGUGAGGCUGAUUAUAUGCCCCACAAAACAACUGAAGCGUGUGUGUGUGUGUGUGUGUGUGUGUGUGUGUUUCUGACUUAGGCUAUACCCUCGGGUACACAUUUCAGACUAAAGACCAGUUAAUUGGGGUCGGCUUGUCCAAAUGGGGACGUGUGGGGUGUUUGUGAAUGUUGGUAUACAAAGUAAAAAAUAUCUGUUUGCAAUAUCAGUUUUGAACAAAGUAUAACUUUCUUUUGUGUUUUAAUAGACCUUUGAAUGAAACCUACUGCUUUUUUGUGGUUUGGUGUGUAAAUACAGUUGUGUGUAUAUUAGUUUGCUUUGUUCUGUACAGGGAUCUGUAUGUCAUGUUUUUACUUUGUUUUUUUUCCAUCUCUUUAAUAAAGCGUGGUGGGCUGUCAGUAGAA